AUGAGAAUAGCUGUCCAAGGUUGCUGUCAUGGCGAAUUGGAUAGGGUGUUCAAAACUGUGCAACGAAUGAACUCUCGAAACAAAAUUGAUCUACUAAUUAUAUUAGGUGACUUCCAAAGUAUCAGAAAGCCAAAGGAUUUCAAGUCUAUAAGUAUUCCUCCAAAAUACCAGAAGCUGGGGGACUUCCACAAGUAUUACUCACGCAAUACACCAGCCCCCGUACCGACAAUCUUUAUUGGUGGUAAUCAUGAGUCGAUGAGGCAUCUUAUGUUGUUGCCUUACGGUGGUUAUGCUGGCAAGAGAAUAUACUACCUCGGUUAUUCCAAUGUUAUCUGGUUCAAAGGUGUAAGGAUAGCUAGCUUGAGUGGGAUCUGGAAGGAAUGGGAUGUGGAUAAGGCUCGUCCAAGUUGGGAAGAAAUGGAAUCGUGUCAAUGGCAAAAAAAUAUUCGGUCUCUUUACCACGUCCGGAAAACUGAUAUACUUCCAUUGAUGACGAUAAAGAAGCCACUCUCGUUGAUGCUAAGCCAUGACUGGCCCAAUGAGAUUACGAAGCAUGGGGACGUUGCCGGGCUGUUGAAAAAAAAACCGUUCUUUAAGAAAGAUAUCCAGAAUGAUAAUUUGGGCAGCCCUGCUAACUGGAAACUGCUACAGAGAUUGAGACCAGAAUGGUGGUUGAGUGCUCAUUUGCAUGUUAGGUUUCAAGCAGAAGUAGAUCAUACUACGAGCAGCGAAGGGCCACUUUUGAAGAAGAACUCGGACGAGAUAGAUCUGGAUAUGUCAAGUGAUGAGGAAACGGCUUCACAUGAGUGUCCCACCCAUUCCAAUGAAAGUACGAAGUUUUUGGCGCUGGACAAAUGUCUUCCAGGGAGACAAUUCUUAGAGGUUAUUGAGGUGGAGGCUGAUGAAUCACACCCUUCGUUCAAAACAACGGAGAUGUACUGGGACGAAGAGUUCAUUAGUAAUUUGAGGUAUUUGGAGAAGAACAGAGAAGCUUUGGAAGAUAAACCGUUCAGUGAGAUUGAAUUAAGUAGUUUGGAAAACACCGCUGAUGAUUCUGGAUAUCCUCCGAUCUCCCCUCACGACUUGAUUGUUCCGCGCUACGAAUACUCGAUUCAAAAGAGGGAGAAAGAUCAAACUAACUACUUUAUCGAGAAAUUCUUGACCUUGAAAGACCAAACGAAUUUAUCUAAUGAGCCAAGCAGCGAGGAUGUAAAGAAGGAUUCUUGA
Molecule: messenger RNA, 1227 nt
Organism: Huiozyma naganishii CBS 8797
Lineage: Eukaryota; Fungi; Ascomycota; Saccharomycetes; Saccharomycetales; Saccharomycetaceae
Gene: DBR1
Product: RNA lariat debranching enzyme
Exons: 1
Coding region: 1-1227 (408 amino acids)
Biological process (GO): mRNA splicing, via spliceosome
Cellular component (GO): nucleus
Molecular function (GO): RNA lariat debranching enzyme activity
Source: RefSeq, a predicted model, not a curated record